Molecule: messenger RNA, 1119 nt
Organism: Galendromus occidentalis (western predatory mite)
Lineage: Eukaryota; Metazoa; Arthropoda; Arachnida; Mesostigmata; Phytoseiidae
Product: Krueppel-like factor 1
Exons: 2
Coding region: 1-1119 (372 amino acids)
Biological process (GO): regulation of transcription by RNA polymerase II
Molecular function (GO): RNA polymerase II cis-regulatory region sequence-specific DNA binding; DNA-binding transcription factor activity, RNA polymerase II-specific
Source: RefSeq, a predicted model, not a curated record
AUGAGCGCCUCUGUUCUGGACGGCUACCCAAAAGAGGCGGCCAUGCCGACCAUGGGUGCUCCCCAUGGGCCCCCCGUAUCCCAACAGCCGCAAAUGUCCCACCCUCAAGCCCAGGGUCGACCCAACAACAUGGCCGAUUUCCAAGAUAUGUGGCAGGACAUCGAGAGCGUACUGUUGGGCGACGGGGGUCCGUCUUCACACGAGGCUCGACAACAACGGCUAGCGGCCCAGCAGAAUCUACGAAACAUGCUCAGUUCCUACCAAGGGGAUCGAUACCCUUCUACCAGUACCUCGGACAAACACAUCAAGCAGGAAUUCUACCCGGUUAACCCCGCGUCAGAGCAAUCGCUACACAUCCAGGCCGCUUCGGAAGGUCUCUAUCCGACAUCGGCACCCUAUCCUCAUCGAUACCACCCGGCCGUCGAGCCCUCGCAUCCGGAAGCCAACAGUGUCAAGUCAGAGACAGAGACCGCGUUCGGAGGCACCGUCCGGAGUUUCCAUCAUUCGCCGAGCCCCACCACUCCUGACUAUUAUCAACAUCAAUGGGGUUUCUACUCAAACGCACCGGAAGAAGGCUCGGUACCAGAUCAAAACCACCAUUACCAGUUCAUGCAUAAUCUGAACCGCUUCUACAGACCCCACCACCCUCGGCCAUAUGCGCCGUCGGUUGGCCGCAUGCCGUCGCCGCAAUUUCGACAAGAAGUUCCUCAAACUAUCAUACCCGAUCAGCUAGACACUCCUCUCUAUGGAAUCGGCCACAUGUCCACCAUGAACGGAAUGAACGGCCUCGGUAGUCCAGCGAAGAUGGGGAAACGGGAACGGAGAAGUAGGAAUGGACCGAAGAAGAUCACGAUCCACACGUGCAGCUACCAGGGCUGCAUGAAAACAUACUCAAAGAGCUCACACCUGAAAGCACAUCUCCGCACUCAUACCGGAGAAAAGCCCUACAUGUGCAAUUGGAAAGGUUGUGGCUGGAAAUUCGCACGCUCCGACGAACUGACGAGGCAUUAUCGCAAGCAUACAGGGGAUCGGCCGUUCCAGUGCAGGUUGUGCGAGCGAGCGUUCUCGCGUUCCGAUCAUCUGUCUCUCCACAUGAAGCGCCAUACGGAGAUGAUGUGA